Molecule: messenger RNA, 1245 nt
Organism: Lingula anatina
Lineage: Eukaryota; Metazoa; Brachiopoda; Lingulata; Lingulida; Lingulidae
Product: 26S proteasome non-ATPase regulatory subunit 1
Biological process (GO): proteasome-mediated ubiquitin-dependent protein catabolic process; regulation of protein catabolic process
Cellular component (GO): proteasome storage granule; proteasome complex; proteasome regulatory particle, base subcomplex
Molecular function (GO): enzyme regulator activity
Source: RefSeq, a predicted model, not a curated record
GCUUGAAAGAGAGAGGAAUUUGUUUAGAGAAAUUUGGACCAAGAGGGAGGCCGUAAUGUGACCAUGUCGCUGCAGAGUCGUACUGGUCACACCAACAUGUCUGCAGUGGUAGGGUUCCUGGUGUUCCAACAGUUCUGGUACUGGUUCCCGUUGACCCACUUCUUGGCCCUGGCCUUCACCCCUACUGCCAUCAUUGGACUGAACAAAGACCUUAAGAUGCCCAAGUGCCAGUUCCGCAGUAAUGCCAAGCCAUCAACCUACGCCUACCCUCCGCCACUAGAGGAGAAGAAAGACAAGAAGGGGGAGAAAGUCGAGACAGCCGUACUCAGUAUCACAGCCAAACAGAAGAAGAAAGAAGCUGAUAAGAAGAAAGAAGAAGGAGGGGAGAAAAUGGAGGUGGAUGAAGAAAAGACAGAUGAAGCUGAGAAGAAAGAAGACAAGAAGGAAGUGAAGAAAGAAAAAGAAGAAAAGAAAGAGGAAGCUGAAGAGAAAGAAAAGGAAGAAAAAAAGAAAGAAGAGCCAGCCUUUGAAAUGUUGGACAACCCAGCCAGAGUGAUGAGAGCUCAGUUGCGAGUUGUCUCCCUACCAGAAGGUUCCAAAUACAAGGGUUUGAAAGAUGUGUCUAAUGGCGGCAUCAUCAUGUUAAGUAACAGCAAGCCUGGAGAAGAUGAAGAACUUAUAGAACAUGUGGCUGCUGGAGGGCCCAAGGUGGAGGAAGAGAGUGAACCAGAACCACCGGAGCCAUUUGAGUGGCCUGAAGACAUCUGAAUUACCCAUCUGGAUUAUCUAGAUCACCAAUAUGGAUUAAUGAGAAACUAAAUGUAAAUUAAUGUGAAUUUUAAUGUGACUAUCUCUCUGGUGGAGGGCUAUACUGAUGAAGAUUUGGACUCAAGUUUUAAAAGCGACAUGAAAUAGAGAUUGGCAAUGUGGAUAGGAAUAAAACUGAAUUUUUUUUCUUGGUGUAAUUGAUGUAUAUGAAUAUUGACACCUAAGAAUUUUCUCAGUUAAGAUGUUCAAAUGAUCAGAUGUAGAUGCCAUGAAGCUGAAAAGAAAAGGAACAAGAAAGCUACGACUUUGAUAUGAAUAGGGUUAUGAUGUGGUGGAUGGAAAACAUGUUAGGUAUAGUUACCUCUGUCAUUUAUAGAAAACAUGAUUUUUUCCAUUUGAAAAGUUAUUACUGUUUGUAAACCCAAUACUCUAUAACGUACUGUGUCAAUGAAUAAAUAAAAAAUUUGUGUGAGUUCA